Amphimedon queenslandica is the source of this 2841-nucleotide messenger RNA. RefSeq lists its product as uncharacterized. Gene Ontology annotation, biological process: cell communication. NCBI's taxonomy places the organism in Eukaryota, Metazoa, Porifera, Demospongiae, Haplosclerida, Niphatidae. The record is from RefSeq and is a predicted model, not a curated record. Bases 43 to 2730 code for a protein of 895 amino acids. The transcript has 5 exons. Gene Ontology annotation, cellular component: membrane.
GUGAUAUUGCGGCUGGCUGUCUAGAUCUAUCUUCUCAAAAUUAUGGGCUUAUCAGUAGCAAAUCCAGGACUAAUUUUCUUUCUAUUGACUGUAAUACAAGUCAAUGUUUUAGCAAGCAGCCUCUCCUCCUAUGGAAGUGAAUUUUAUUUGGCAUUUCCAAGGAAUGUCAAUGGAGCAACAAACCUCACACUAACAGUACACACGCUCAAGAGUACAUCAGUUCAAUACAGCAUUGAGUCUUUCAAUCAAGGCUUUAGCUACUCUGGUACAACCACUGCAGGAGAUCCUGAUGUUGUGGCUAUACCAUUGAAUUAUGAAGUUUUGUUUUCCAACUAUCCAUACCGAAAUUUGGGCCUGUAUAUUACAUCACCUGAGACUGAGCCUGUAUCUGUUGUUGCAUGGAGUGAGAGCAUUUAUGGGUACUUUUCAUUUCUUGGGCUUCCAUGUCACACUCAACCAACAAACCAGUAUGUAUAUUAUGCAGUUUCAUCUUAUGGUAUCAACAAUUUCUUUGGUUAUGUUGUUCUUGUUGGAUGCAUGAAUGACACCAAUGUCACCAUAGUACCAAGUCAAUAUGCUAACAUUACAAUGCCAAUCAAUCCACAAUCACCAAUCAGUGGAUAUAACACAUAUCGAGCAGGAGGAAACAACACAUUUGUCAUACACGCAGGUCAGACUAUAAAAAUUGAUCAAGCUUUUGCUGAUAUCUCUGGUACUAAAAUAAUUUCUGAUGCUCCAUUGACUGUUAUUAGUGGACACAUUGCUGCUCAGGUUCCACUUGGAGUAAGUGAUGCUGAUCCAAUGGCAACGCAAGUCACUCCUACUAUCACCUGGGGUAAAGAAUUCCUUCUGUCUCCUCAUCAUAAUGGAGAUAGUGGCCAGUUUUACAAGAUUAUUGCUGAUAAGGAUGGAACAAAUAUUCAAAGGAAAUGUGACACCAGUCCUACAGUUAACACUACUCUCUCCUCUGGCCAAGUCUAUCAGUUCAAUACUUCUAACACUUCUUACUGCAGUCUUGUAGCUAACAGGCCAAUAUACGUGGGGCAUGUUGGACCAAGUACUUUCUUUAAUGGAGGUACUUAUGGUGAUCCAGCACUUAACACAGUUCCUCCAAUAAGCCAGUACUUACACUCAAUAGAGUAUACAACAUUCUUUACAACAUUGAGUGGUGUGAGCGUCCUUGUACCAAAUGAUCAAUAUUUUAGUAACUACCAGAUAAUUGAUAAUACUCUCCACUCUAUUUCAUGGAGCUCCGUAAUUCAUUUUCCUAAUGGAACAAUUGCCGGUUAUGCCUUUUCUGCCUCAACCUCUGGUACUCAUACAUUCACCCAUUCAAGAAAUUCAGGAAGGCUAUUUCUUUCAGUAUACGGAUGGUUGAGACACCAUGGAUUUGCAUAUUCAGGUGGCAUGGGUCUUGAUCCAAUAAAUCCACUCCCACAGGUUAGUUUUACUCAAGGACUUUUUAUUGUUACAGAAGGAAGCAAUGAUGCCAUUAUCUACUUAAAAAGAAGUGCAAAUGUUGAGGAAGAAGUAUCAGUGAGAGUAAGUGUCACUCCUCAACAAUUGGACACAGCUGAAGAUGGAGAUGAUUAUUUGUCAACAAAUGAGGUGGUCACAUUUAGAUAUGGAGAGACACUACAUAAUAUAACAAUUGCUAUUAUUGAUGACGUCUAUGCUGAACCUACUGAAUAUUUCAGCGUAAGGCUGGAAGCUAUUGGACAAGAUGUUGUUGUAUUUCCAAUUACAGAAUGCACUGUAGGAAUACAUGACAAUGAUUAUAUACAGAUUGGUUUUAGUAACUCAUCACUGAUUAUUGAUAGUACAGAACUGACUCUUGCUGUCUCAAACUAUCAUGGAAUAAUGCAAUCAGGAGAAAUGUCAACUGUUCAGUUGCAAGUUGAAAGUUUAUCAGGCGAAGCUUUAAAUGUCACUCGCUUUGAUUUCUAUAAUUACAGUGGAAGCUACAGUGCAACUCUUAAUCUCUCUCAUCUUCCUUUCUCUCUGGUAUACAACCAAAAUGAUCCUGUGUUAUUAGGGAGACUUGCUAUUGAUAAAUCAAACAUCAAUCUAACAAUAGAACCACCUGUUAUUACCGUUACCUAUAAUCCUCAAAUUCCUCAAAUUUUUACUACAACAACACAAGUUGAUUGCAUGAGUACAACCGUCACCAUAACAUCCAUUCCUACAAUAUCAUCUCAAGCUUGUGCGUUUUCUGAGCCAAUUACAGUUACAUCUAUUCGCACAAGCAUGCUAACAACUGCAACAAGUGCUUCAAUUAUGAUCACAAGCCCUCCAGUAUCUAAAGUAACAAUAACUAUUGAGAAGACUUUGCCAUGUUCUGCAGCUAUACUACCAACAACACAACCGAACCAGUCCUCGUUGAGCUCAAGUGUAGUCGUUGGAGGUGUAAUGGGCUAUGUUAUACUUGUCAUUCUCGGUGUUGUUGGCACUGUAGGUGGGUUUUUCUGUGGAAGAAGUACCAGAAGACAACAAGGAAUGACAAUGUUGGCAACGAAUGUACCAGUAAUUUUUAGUAAUGUUAAUGAUUAUGAAGGUCGUAGAAAAGCAGUUAGAUCUGGUAUACUUGAUAAAAACCAGUCACUUCCUCUACCUAUACCUCCGCAUAAUAUUGGUGAAGAGAUUUAUGAUGAUAAUGCGAUUUACAUGGAAAUGGAUAAUUUGCAGAAAGAAAUGACAUACGAAAAUUCUGUAGCAAUUUCAGCACAGUAAACAUGAGUAUUGCAGAUACAGUAAUGUAUUUUGUUAUUUGUCUUACAUUAUGCAUGCAUCAAUAAGCCUAAUUGUUUACUAUUAUUGAGUGACCCAUCAUUACGUAUCUAA